AUGCCACCCAAAGCCAGUGAAAAAGCCGACAAGAUGUUCAGCGCGGACGUCGUCGCCGCCGUGCUCUACAGCACCGGCACAACCAGCCUCUCGAUGAAAAACUACGAAAUGAUGAGUUCACUCGACGGCAAAAAAUCCGCCUACAGCUUCCAGCACGACUUCCGCUCCGUCAUCGCCAAAGCCAAGGAACUCAAGGCGCGGGUUGAAAGCGGCGAGGAGUUUGCGCCCGUGGCGUCUUCUGCCAAACGCGGUCCGACGACGCCUGUAAGCACGCCGAGCAAGCGCAAGAGCGCAGAGGUUUCGGAUGCGGAUAAGACGCCGUCCAAGACGCCUUCGAAGAAGCGGUCGACGCUGGUUGAGGAGGAGGCUGCGGCGGAGGGCCAGGAUAAGCAGGAGGCGGGUGCGGUGAAGGGCUUCAAGGACUGUGUUCCCGAGGACUUUGAUGCGUUUAUCAAGGGCGAAGCGGCGUGGGAGGAGAAAUAUGCCUAG
Molecule: messenger RNA, 489 nt
Organism: Bipolaris victoriae FI3
Lineage: Eukaryota; Fungi; Ascomycota; Dothideomycetes; Pleosporales; Pleosporaceae
Exons: 2
Coding region: 1-489 (162 amino acids)
Source: RefSeq, a predicted model, not a curated record